AUGCAGAAAGGGAUCCGGCUGAACGAUGGCCACGUCGCGUCCCUGGGACUGCUGGCGCGCAAGGACGGCACGCGCAAAGGCUACCUGAGCAAGCGGAGUUCGGACAACACAAAAUGGCAAACCAAGUGGUUCGCGCUGCUGCAGAAUCUGCUCUUCUACUUCGAAAGCGACUCAAGCUCUCGGCCCUCGGGGCUCUACCUGCUGGAGGGCUGUGUCUGCGACCGCGCGCCCUCCCCCAAGCCCGGGGUCUCUGCUAAGGAGCCCGCGGAGAAACAGCAGCAUUACUUCACAGUGAACUUCACCCAUGAGAACCAGAAGGCACUGGAGCUGAGGACUGAGGAUGCGAAGGACUGUGACGAGUGGGUGGCAGCCAUUGCUCAUGCCAGCUACAGGACACUGGCCACGGAGCACGAGGCGCUCAUGCAGAAGUACCUGCACCUGCUGCAGAUAGUAGAGACAGAGAAGACGGUAGCCAAGCAGCUGCGACAGCAGAUCGAGGACGGCGAGAUCGAGAUCGAGCGACUGAAGGCAGAGAUUGCAUCCCUGCUCAAGGACAAUGAACGCAUCCAGUCCACCCAGAUUGUCACCCCCAAUGACGAGGACAGUGACAUCAAGAAAAUUAAGAAGGUACAGAGCUUCCUGCGGGGCUGGCUGUGCCGGCGGAAGUGGAAGACCGUCAUCCAGGACUACAUCCGGUCUCCCCAUGCCGACAGCAUGCGCAAGAGGAACCAGGUGGUGUUCAGCAUGCUGGAGGCCGAGGCCGAGUACGUGCAGCAACUGCACAUCCUUGUCAAUAAUUUUCUGCGCCCACUACGCAUGGCUGCCAGCUCCAAGAAGCCUCCCAUCACACACGAUGAUGUCAGCAGCAUCUUCCUGAACAGUGAGACCAUCAUGUUCCUACAUCAGAUCUUCUACCAAGGCCUGAAGGCCCGCAUCUCCAGCUGGCCCACCCUGGUGCUGGCCGACCUGUUCGACAUCCUGCUGCCCAUGCUCAACAUCUACCAGGAGUUCGUCCGCAACCACCAAUACAGCCUCCAGAUCCUAGCUCACUGCAAGCAGAACCGGGACUUUGACAAGCUUCUCAAGCAGUACGAGGCCAAGCCAGACUGUGAGGAGCGCACGCUGGAGACCUUCCUCACCUACCCUAUGUUCCAGAUCCCCAGGUACAUCCUGACACUCCACGAGCUGCUGGCCCACACACCUCAUGAGCACGUGGAGCGCAACAGCCUGGACUACGCCAAAUCCAAACUAGAGGAACUGUCCAGGAUCAUGCACGAUGAAGUCAGUGAGACGGAGAACAUCCGGAAAAACCUGGCCAUCGAGCGCAUGAUCAUCGAGGGCUGUGAGAUCCUCCUUGACACCAGCCAGACCUUUGUGCGACAAGGUUCCCUCAUCCAGGUGCCCAUGUCAGAAAAGGGCAAGAUCACCAGGGGGCGCCUGGGAUCUCUGUCCCUUAAGAAAGAGGGUGAACGGCAAUGCUUCCUGUUCUCCAAGCACCUCAUCAUCUGCACCAGAGGCUCUGGAGGGAAACUGCACCUGACCAAGAAUGGAGUCAUAUCCCUCAUCGAUUGCACCUUAAUGGAGGAACCAGAAAACACAGAGGAGGAAGCCAAAGGAACUGCCCAGGACAUAGACCACUUGGAUUUUAAGAUCGGGGUGGAGCCAAAGGAUUCCCCACCCUUCACGGUCAUCCUGGUGGCCUCAUCCAGGCAAGAGAAGGCAGCGUGGACCAGUGACAUCAGCCAGUGUGUGGACAAUAUCCGGUGCAAUGGACUCAUGAUGAAUGCCUUUGAAGAAAAUUCCAAGGUCACUGUGCCACAGAUGAUCAAGUCCGAUGCCUCCUUAUAUUGUGAUGAUGUUGACAUUCGCUUCAGCAAAACCAUGAAUUCUUGCAAAGUGCUGCAGAUCCGGUACGCCAGUGUGGAGCGGCUGCUGGAGCGGCUGACAGACCUUCGCUUCCUGAGUAUCGACUUCCUCAACACCUUCUUGCACUCCUACCGUGUCUUCACCACCGCCGUGGUGGUCCUAGACAAGCUCAUCACCAUCUACAAGAAACCCAUCAGUGCCAUCCCCGCCAGGUCACUGGAGCUCCUGUUUGCCAGCGGCCAGAACAAUAAGCUUCUGUACGGAGAGCCCCCCAAGUCACCUCGUGCCACCCGCAAGUUCUCCUCACCGCCACCCUUGUCCAUCAAUACAUCGUCUCCAAGCCGCAGGCGGAAGCUGUCCCUCAACAUCCCCAUCAUCACAGGUGGCAAGGCGCUGGACCUGGCUGCAUUCAGCUGCAGCUCCAAUGGCUUCACCAGCAUGCACUCACCCAUGUCUCCCUUCAGCAAGUCCACACUGGACACCAGCAAGCUCUGUGUGACCAGCAGUUUCACCAAGAAGACUCCAGAUGAGACCGAUACAACUCCAGAGAAGCCUGAGGAGCCCUCAGCCCUUAGCAAGCAGAGCUCUGAAGUCUCUGUGAAAGAAGACUCUGAUGCUGACCAGAACCAGAGUGAUGACUGUGACACUGAGGCAUCGCCUACCAAAUCUCCAUCAACACCAGCAUCAGUCAAAAGCAAAAGCUCUUCAGAGUUCCCACUCUUUAACUACAACAACGGAGUCGUGAUGACCUCAUGUCGUGAACUGGACAAUACCCGCAGUGCCCUCUCGGCCUCCUCUGCCUUUGCCAUAGCUACCGCGGGAGCCAACGAGAGCACCCCAAAGAAGGAGAAGUUUCAGUAUCGCAGGAUGUCCUUGGCCACCACAGGGUUUCCCCCUGACCAGAGAAAUGGCGACAAGGAGUUUGUGAUCCGCAGAGCGGCCACCAAUCGAGUGCUGAAUGUGCUCCGCCACUGGGUUUCCAAGCACUCUCAGGACUUCGAAACCAACAGUAAGCUCAAAAGCAAGGUCAUCAGUUUCCUGGAAGAGGUCAUGCAUGACCCAGAGCUUCUGACACAGGAGCGAAAGGCAGCGGCCAACAUCAUCAGGACUCUGACCCAGGAGGACCCAGGCGACAACCAGAUCACACUGGAAGAGAUCGCACAGAUGGCAGAGGGCGUGAAGGCUGAGCCCUUUGAAAACCACUCGGCCCUGGAGAUAGCAGAGCAGCUGACGCUGCUGGAUCACCUCGUCUUCAAGAAGAUUCCUUAUGAGGAGUUCUUCGGCCAGGGCUGGAUGAAGGUAGAGAAAAACGAAAGGACGCCAUACAUCAUGAAAACCACCAAGCAUUUCAACGAUAUCAGUAACUUGAUUGCUUCAGAAAUUAUCCGAAAUGAGGACAUCAACGCAAGGGUGAGCGCCAUUGAGAAGUGGGUAGCUGUGGCGGACAUAUGCCGCUGCCUACACAACUACAAUGCCGUGCUGGAGAUCACCUCCUCCAUGAACCGCAGUGCGAUCUUCCGGCUCAAAAAAACAUGGCUCAAAGUUUCUAAGCAGACGAAAGCUUUGAUUGACAAGCUCCAAAAGCUUGUGUCGUCAGAGGGCAGAUUUAAGAACCUCAGAGAAGCUCUGAAAAAUUGUGACCCACCCUGUGUCCCUUACCUGGGGAUGUACCUCACUGACUUGGCCUUCAUCGAGGAGGGGACACCCAAUUACACAGAGGACGGCCUGGUCAACUUCUCCAAGAUGAGGAUGAUCUCCCAUAUUAUCCGAGAGAUUCGCCAGUUUCAACAGACUGCCUACAAAAUCGAACACCAAGCAAAGGUGACUCAGUACUUACUGGAUCGAUCUUUUGUAAUGGACGAAGAAAGUCUCUAUGAGUCUUCUCUCCGAAUAGAACCGAAACUUCCCACCUGAAGCUGCACCCACCCUGCCCCAGCCGCUCCCGUGGACACCCGCUAUAUGAUAUUGUACAUAAUCGUUUGGUUCCUCCGGAUUUCUUCUUCAGUAUGUGCUUCUCCAAGAAUACAACUCUGUUCUUGUUCUUA
Molecule: messenger RNA, 3911 nt
Organism: Peromyscus eremicus (cactus mouse)
Lineage: Eukaryota; Metazoa; Chordata; Mammalia; Rodentia; Cricetidae
Gene: Rasgrf1
Product: Ras protein specific guanine nucleotide releasing factor 1
Exons: 29
Coding region: 1-3780 (1259 amino acids)
Biological process (GO): positive regulation of GTPase activity; Ras protein signal transduction
Cellular component (GO): plasma membrane
Molecular function (GO): guanyl-nucleotide exchange factor activity; protein binding
Source: RefSeq, a predicted model, not a curated record